This is a messenger RNA of Mya arenaria, 16085 nucleotides long. RefSeq lists its product as uncharacterized. Gene Ontology annotation, cellular component: extracellular region. Gene Ontology annotation, molecular function: protein binding; peptidase inhibitor activity. The transcript has 119 exons. The record is from RefSeq and is a predicted model, not a curated record. The coding region runs from base 216 to 15953 and encodes 5245 amino acids. Lineage: Eukaryota; Metazoa; Mollusca; Bivalvia; Myida; Myidae.
CCCAGAUUUAAUGAAGCUAUAUGUGGAUUUUGCAAUUGAAACACACGGUCUCCACUGAAGCAGCAGUGUUUAAAUACAAAUUGUGAAAGGCUAUUUAUUCAACACGGAGAAUUGACGGACGUUCAAUACACAUAUCUACCAAACCUUUCAAUGUUUUAGAUGUAUGUUUUGCAUCUUGAGCUAUAGUUUUGUUGUGAUCCUAAGUGGAAUUUAGGAUGACUGAUUCCGAUGACCCUAGGAAAUCUCAUCGGACAUUUCGAGACAGUCAAAACAGUAAUGCCGGCCUGCCACUAAACGAGGGCUACCAGUACUAUCCGCGCUACUACCCCUCUUGGUCCUGGGGUGGAAGUGAACAAACGUACAACAUGGCCGCCAAUACUGGUAUAGAAGGCGGCCGUUUUUACCAGGUGUCGGAGGACGGGAAACGAUACGAGUACCCUGGUAUGGCUGCGUACGACAAUGUCGGCGCUUUUGGUGGACGCCCAUCAAAAGGAGGCAGCUACAAGCUGAAACCACCCUCAGAUAUGUCUGAUGGGACAACAAGUUUCGGGAGCCCUGCGGGUCGGCGGCGGUGCUGCGUCGUGAUGUCCAUCGUCGGAUUGUUCCUACUAGUCGCCGCCGGUGUAGCCAUCGGAAUCUACUUUGGCGUGGUAGAUAAACCUGGGAACGAACAGCAGACUUCCACGAUGUCGCCAGUCGCAGCGAAGAGCAUUCAGUUGACGAUGGCCGUGGAGGGCACAUACAGCUCAGCCCUUGAUGAUCCAGCCUCACCCGAGUAUCAGGCGAAAGAGCAGGCAGUCAUUAAAGAGGUUGACGAGGCCAUGGCAGACACACAGAUGGCCAACAGCUACAUUGGCUUUCGGGUGGAUGGGUUCAGCAAUGGCAGUAUUAUUGUCCAUGGCCAAGCUGAAUUCCAGGCAGCCACCUACAGGAACAUUGACGGAAGUACAAUGACGAUAACCAAGGAUAAUAUGAAGAGUCAGUUGAUGGCGUCUCUAGAGAGGAAGCCUACCACUGGCAUCGUCAUUGACACCAUCCAGACGGCUGACGUCGUUACACCUGGCGGGUCCGUAGCAUUGGGUGAGUCUUGUGCAAGUCGCUCUGACUGUUCAGUCGUGCAGGCAGAAUGCACUGGGAACCCGAGCGUUUGCACAUGCAAAUCGACACACUUCGAUAACAACGGCGGGCUCAGUCAAGGUGUCUGUCUAAUAAAGAAGGGAUAUGGCACCUCAUGUACCGCCAAGACAAACUGCGCCACUGUUGACUCGAUAUGCAGCCAGACUGCUGGGUGUUCCUGUCCAGAAAACAAAUUCUACAAAGCUGACACUGACAGUUGUGUGCUAAAACUUGAUUUCGGAGCGGGUGAUUGUACGGAUGCCAGCAAGCAGUGUUCGACUUCCAAUGCCAUUUGUACCGUUAAUAAAUGUGCCUGCGAAAAUGCCAAUUUCCUUAAGGAUGGUGUUUGUGUUCCAAAAAUCACACAUGGCAACUCGGGAUGCAACACCAACACAAACUGCAAAACUGGAAGCGCUACAUGUGCUCUGGGAACCUGUAGUUGCUCUGGCAACAAAUAUUACGACUCAAACUCUGACAUCUGUGCUCCUAAGAUAGUGAAUGGCCUUCCAUGUGAAAGCCGGGAUAUGUGCCUGUUCUCCAAUGCCAGUUGUAUUGAAACCAAAUGCUCGUGCACAGACUCCCAGUAUGAAUUGGGUUCAGCUUGUCUUGACAAGGUGCAGAAUGGGGAAGCUUGUUCGAUGGACAGAGCCUGCAUUAUCACAAAUGCCCAAUGCUUAGAGAUGGCUUGUACCUGUGACUCGACUCGUUUUCUACAGGGACUGGCUUGUGUUGAGAAGAAGGGCCAGGGGGAAUCGUGUACAGGGAAAGGCCAGUGUCUGGGAACCGGAACUGUGUGUGCAGCCAACUUAUGUGAUUGCCCCUCCGGACAAUUCUUCCACACCGAUACCCAGACAUGCAUUGACAAGUAUGAAAUUGGAGUAGAAUGCCAGAAUACAAUGCAGUGCCUGCCAAUUGAUUCAGAGUGUAGUCAGAAUGAGGACAGCACUAAGACUGUGUGCCAGUGUCCAGCCAGCAAAUAUCUCGUGGGAACAGCAUGCCUUGACAGGUUGGAUCUUGGCGAGACGUGUGACAUAUCUGGACCUGAGAAGCAGUGCCUUUACAGUUCGUCCCAGUGUAGUGGUACCCAACCCACUUGUCAAUGCCCUGAUAGCAUGUACGCCAACGCAGGAACUAAGACUUGCAUCCCAAAAAUUGCGUUUGGAGCUUCCUGUGUGGGAGACCACCAGUGUUACAUGGACGGUGUGUGCUCCUCCGGGAUAUGUGAUUGUGCAGAAACGUACUAUCAGGACACAAACAGAUGCUCAAUGAAGAAGGGGUUGGAGGGUUCUUGCGCAGCUGUUGAGGAAUGUCUGUACAGCAGUGCUGAGUGUACGGAGGGCAAGUGUCAGUGUGGCAGUGAUUACUAUGUUGAUAAUACGGCCAAAGCCUGUGUACAAAGGGUGGACCAGGGAAGUUCAUGUACAGACGCGCUCCAGUGUAAGGUGGGCGGAGCCACCUGUCUAGGAGACGUGUGCGCAUGUACAGACACACAGUUCCUGGAUGAGGCCAACAACAGAUGUGCAGACAAGAUUACAGAUGGAGCGUGUGACUCCGCCGACAUGUGUCUACAUGAGAAUGCUGAGUGUGUUUCUUUCCAGUGUACGUGUCCAGCCGACCGCUACUUAGAUGAGGAUAACAAAGCAUGCGCACUCAAGAAGGCCCAGGGUGAGAGCUGUACAGAGUCCAGACAGUGUGCUGUUAAUGGUGCCUCAUGUGACAGUGUGUGUAAAUGUACUGACACGCAGUAUGAAGACAGCACUGGAUGCAAGCAAAAAAUCCAAAAUGGCAAUUCAUGUUCCAACACUGUCCAGUGUCUGGUUAACAACGCGGUCUGUGAUGAGUCAAGUCUUUGUACCUGCGUGAUCACAGACUACCUUGAGGGCAACGAUUGUUUUCCCAAGAAGGCCAAUGGUGAAAGCUGCAACUUGAGGGUGGAGUGUAGUGUUACUAAUGCGGAAUGUAUAGAUUCCCUUUGUGGAUGCUCUGCCACCCACUACAUCUCCGCAGAUGGCAACACUUGUAUUCUGAAGAAGGCAUAUGGGUUGAAUUGUGACACCGCCGAACAGUGUGCUACGGAAAAUGCUGCCUGUUCUGGGACGUGUACGUGCAACGAUGACAGUUUCCAUGAUACGUCAGAUGGAGCAGACGUCUGUACCCAAAAGUUGGAUUAUGAGGCUACCGGAUGUACGGAGGCGAGUCAGUGUAAGACUGGCAAUGCAGUGUGUGACAGUAGCACGUGUAUGUGUACAUCAAACAACUACUACCAGCCGGAUGAAUGUUUGCUAAAACGUGGGGACAAUGAAGCCUGUGAUAAUGCAGCCCAGUGUUUACGUGGAAACUCUGAGUGUGACCAAGUGUGCGGUUGUCCAGGAAACAUGUACAUGGAUGACUCAACCUCCCCACCACAGUGUUCAAACAAGCUGGCUUACGAGGCUGUAUGUACGUCAGAAGUACAGUGUAUCACGUCCGCAGCCCUGUGUGUCGCCAUGGAGACGGCCUCUCAGUGCAUGUGCUCCGCAAACUACUUCCAUGACAGUACCAAUGACAAGUGUACCUUCAAGGUCCUGUUCGGGGAACAAUGUAGCCAGGCAGCGGAUUGUGUCACCCCUGGGGCUAUGUGUGAAGGCACCCCUACCACUGUAUGCACAUGUGCCGAGGGGUUCUACUAUGAUGAUGUCAGCUGCAGGGAGAAAAAGGCGAACGGUGUUGUAUGUGGGACAGUUGGCGAAUGUUCGGUGACUAACUCGGUAUGCAGCAGUACAUGUCAGUGUCCGGAAGGCACGUUCCUCAAUGGAUCUCAAUGCUCAAACAAACUGAUGAAUGGAGAGGCAUGUACGGACACGCUACAGUGUCGUGUUCAGAGUGCCGAUUGUGACGGGACCUGCCAGUGUGAUGCACUACGGUACUUGGACGGUGAUGCAUGCCUUUUGUUGAAAGCUCACUCCGAGUUUUGUGAGUCCGCGGAGCAGUGUUCUACUGGUGCCUGUGACAACCAUCAGUGUUCCUGCCUUGAUGGACAAUACUACUCUACAGCGGAGGGAGCGUGCAAAGAUAAGAUUGGCUACAACAUUAACUGCAACAAUGAAGCAGGGGAGUGUGUAACUGUGCAUGCCGAGUGUCUCUUUGAUGUGUGUGCCUGUCCAGAUACGUACUACGUUUCACUGGACAGGACACAGUGCUUUGACAGGAUCGGAGAUGGAGGAAUCUGUGCGAAUGAUGAUGAAUGUUCAUACACAAACGCAGCAUGUGUGGAGACUCAGUGCACAUGUGGAGCGGGCUAUUACGUGAAUCAUACAGGCUUGGCUUGUGAACAGACCAAGCCGAUUGGUGGGUCAUGCAGCAGUUCUGAGGAAUGUGGCUUCCCCGGAUCGGGAUGUGUCAGCGGAACCUGUGCGUGUUCCGACAAUAUGUACGAGGGUGCUGAUGCCUGUGAAGACAAGAAGCUAAACGGGGAGGCAUGUGGUGUGAUGGAAGAAUGUCUCGUGACGUCGGCCCAGUGUCUGUCCAGCGCUUGUAGCUGCAGUCAGGACCAAUACCUUGAGAACCUUGAGUGUCGUGCCAAGCUUGGAUACAAUCAGCCGUGUGAUGCUGACAUCACAGACCAGUGUAUGUCCAUGUUUGUAUGCAGCUCCAACAAUGUCUGUGACUGUCCAGAGGGGGAAGAGUAUAGCAUAGAUGCUUGUAUACAAGUAAUAACAACAACGCCUAUUCCCACCACUCCGGCUCCAGAUGAGAUCGUUUUUGUCGAUGUUGACGGUGAGGUUACAUUCAACCAGACAUACGACCCGGCCCUGAAUGACACAACAUCUGAAACAUUCCAGAACUAUGCCUCUGACUUCCAAACUGCUCUGAUUGAUUCAGACCCAAGCAUUGAAAGUGUCACUGUAACAGGAAUAUCAGAGGGCAGUGUGAUGGUGGUCUUCAUUGUGAGAUAUAUCAAGAUUGAAGUUGCUAUCAACGUCACAGAUGGUGGCAACCAAGAACCAGCAGAUGUGGACGCACUGAUUGACCUUGAACAACAGAUCAAGGCCAAGGUGACAAGAACGCUAUUAAAGGUUUUGCAAGAAGAUUUCACAGAAAAAAUGAAGAAUUCUACAUACUUCAGGAAUUUAGAGCCUCCAAAAGAGACCGCAGUCAAGGUGAAGGAAGAUCCAUGUCGAGAUUUGGGUGAAAUUGCUAAACGGGCACAAAGCGUCCAGUGUCAAACAGUCCUUUCUUACACGCAAAUAACUUCCAACAUUGAGGCUCGAUGCACCGGUUACCGGCUACUGCUAGACUGUGUGAUGAUUGGCUAUAAGCAUGACAAUAGGUCGUGUCCCGCUAACACCAUGAGGAAGACUCUAGAAGACUUGGGUCUUGGGUCUCUUCAACUGAAGCAGGAAGUCAAAAAUUGUGUCUCAGGCAACAAUUACCGGUUUGAACCGAUUGAACCAGUUGACAUUGAACGGCCCUGUCACGAUCUAACGAACAUGAAAAUUGCAGCAACAAUAGCGUGCAGGGAACAUAUGCAGGCCAUCUCCAACUCCAAGGAGCCUUGCAGCUUUGUAGACCCCUUGUUCAACUGUACGCUGACGGAGCUGGUGCGUAUGUACAGGAACAGCAGUGACACGGCGAUGUGCCCCGAGGGAAACCCGAGUCGUAAUUUCAUGGUGACGGCCCUUAUCAAACACCAGAACGACUUGUUCAAAGGGAAGUCUGUCAACCUUGAGACUUGUGAGUUCUUCCUGGUGCCUAACAUGCAGUACCAUACGAGAGCAAAAUGUGGUAUGGAGUUGUUCAUACUUCGCAACUCAUCCGAGGAAGACCUAUGCUGGAACAUACAGUCUGUCAAAUUGUGUCUGGAGGGUCAUGUCAAAGCUUGGAACAAACCAAGUUCCGCUGAUGCAGUCCUUACCUUUGUGAGAAGCCAGGGUUUCCUGGACAUUGUGCAGCCCAUAAGGCCUGAACUGACCUUGGAACAUCUUCAGAAGUGUGCAGAGUACAACACGGAAAGCCUAUGCGACUCUAACUACACAGAUAUACAUGAGCUUGGUCGUAUCUGGUGCGGAAGCCAACUGUACGAGCAUUUCCGAUAUUACUAUGAAGUUCUGCGGAGAGACAGUGCUGGCGCUGAUGUUCAUUUACUCAACUGCAUAUACCUGCGUUUAAUCGAACAGUGUGUCAAGAGAGUGUCUGCACAUUACAUGCAGAAUUGCACAAGUGUCGAGUACCGUGAAAUCACAGAAGCUCUGCCUGCCCAGUAUUUACCCUUCCAGUCUAAUACGUCCAGCUGCUUUGAUGAUGUAUGUUUGAGUACUGCAAAUAUUGACCGCUGCCUGGACAUUGAGCUUCUGAUGAAAGCCAACAACUACCAAAAUGUUUGCAUGGUCGCUGAGCUUACCAUCCAGUGUAUGACAUCUACUCUACAGAUGGAAUGCUUGCCUCGCACGGUUUUAACAAACUUUCUCAUAUCAAUGCUCGAGGAGGCUCAGUCAAGAAAUGAGGUCAUGGGAUUGGAGGGCUUUGUCAAUAUCAUACAGCAAUGUCCAGUUGAAGACCUCAAGCCUAUAGACCUCUGCACUGAUGUGGACAGACUAGUCACGCUAGGCCGAAUUAUGUGUGGGGACUUUGCCUAUAACAUUACAGAAAACUGCAGGGGAGCAGUGCAAGCAACAUCCUGCCUGCGUAACGGGCUAGAUAUGUACAGCAGUCAGUGUACAGAGGAGGCAAGGGUAUCUGCAGUACACCGGGCUUGGGUCAGACUCUUAACUCAACAGGCCAUGGAACACCGCAUCAAUUGCUUCUUGGGUGAUAGGGACAGUACUUGUCCUAAUGUGGAUGACCAAUACUGUCGGACAUGUGUUGGCAGAGAACCAGAUACAUGCGAUGUUCACGACGACUGUGGGGAGGAUCUCUGCUGUUCUGAUGGCUGUUCCAGGAAGUGCAUUGCCCCAAGCACAGUGACAGAAGAACCUAUGAUGGAAAAGCCUGGAACUUGCCCGAUCUAUGCCUUUGAUGCGAACCUUGGUUCAGGAUGUUGUGAUGACACUAGCUGCUCUGGAACCCGUAAAUGCUGUCAAAUUGGUGACACAAUGUAUAAUGGGAUGAAUUCAUGUGUCGAACCUGCUAACGUUACCUUAUGCAAUGACACAGAGGCUGUUAUGUCUGUGAUGCCUGUGUGUAACCUCACACAGGAGGCUGUAGCCUCACUCACUUGCGAAUCUCUUAUCAGAAAUGCAAGCUGUAUGGCAGAUCAGCUGAAUGCAGGUCGCCCACUUUUCACUGAGUGUGUUAGGGGUUCGGUCAUUCAAGCCCUUGGAGUUAAUCAGCGUAACCUGACUAGUUGCAUGGAAUACAAUGUAACAGUUUAUUUCAACAAUGAGAUCAUGAAUGACACUGCAGCUCGGAAAAAGCGUCAAAUACCAGACUCACACAUAUGCAAUCAACAAUUGGUUGACCAGUAUAUGCCAAUCAUAAUAUCCAAAAUGAUGUUUGGAGACGGAGCCACUUCCGCACACUACCGCACCAUGUGGUGUAACAAUGCCUUCAUAUACCUGACAUUCUCCCUCUACACAGACAUACAAGAGCAUGAGAUCUACAAUCUCCUGCAACCACUAUUUUCCACUUACAACAACCCUGAUCUGCCAAGUGGGAUAUCUUAUUACUCUCAGACAGUUGACCUCUUCAAGAUCAAUAGGUGUAGCGACCCCAAAACAUUGAAGGGUGUUGCUUUACAUUGCUUGAGAAGUGAUGCAUAUAGGGAUUUUGCGGAUUGGCAAAUUUGCAGCUUUGGAGAGAAAAUAAACCAAUGCAUUGUUGAUGUUGUACACGGCCUAGCUGACAAUCACUAUCAAGAUGGAGAGUGCGGCGUCUAUGAUCUCUUAAACAACAGAAAAUUACUGGAAGACCUUAUUGAUGAUCUGCGGGUGCAUCCUGAUAUUCCGGCAAACUAUUUAGACAGACUUCAGGGAUUCAAUCCAGAUCAGUGCAUGAAAGAAGGAGAUAUAUACCCUUGUAAUGAUGAUACCAACUUUAAGCUCUUUUAUGAUGAAUGCUAUGCAACCUUAGUUGAAGAUGAAGGAAUUUCUUUUAACUUUUUGGAUGACCCCAACCAGAACUAUGGAAUCACUCCUCAGUUGUGCGGAGUAUACCAUGAGAUUGUCUCUUGUGUGGGUAUUAAAACACGAGAGCCUGGUGAAGACUGCUCAUUUUAUGAUGUCCAACGUUACGUAUACAACCAACUCAGGUGGCAGCCGACUGGAAAUAACUUGCCGAUAUAUGAUGAAUCAUACAGUAUUCGGGACUACUGUAGAGCCUAUCAGCCUGUGUGUUCAGCUGAGUAUAUCAUGGAUGCCCGCUACGGUGAUUGCUAUGGCAACUAUUGGGACUACUAUCAAAAUGACUGCAAAAAUAGCUUGGACCGAGAUCAUGUUAAGAAGUUUAUGAAGUGUGCAAAGACGCGGGCCGUUUUACGAGGGGAGACAGAUUGCACCAUGGAAGCUCUACGGGAUCUUAUUAAGUCAGACUCGCUCAACCUGGGAUUAACUAAACGUGGUGUGGACUUCGAUACAUGCAUCAAUGAUGAAGAUAUAACGGAGCUUAACAAUCUGUUUUCGGGAAGCGUGUGUACAAUGACACCGGUCAUUGAGCACCUGUCCAAGUCAUGUGCCGACACGAGGGACUCGUGUCCAGGAGCUCUGAACAAUCUUGUUACUGAAAAUAGCAGGGCAGGAUGCAGCUUUUUGACGCACACAUUUUCAUGUGUGAAUACCAAUUUGACGUCUUAUGGCUGUACUGUUGACCAAAUGCUGGACACUAGUUUCCCUGAAGACUCUCUUUUCCACCUCUCUUCAGAUAAUAAAGACAAAUGCAGAGAAUAUCUGACAGAAGCUGCUUACACCUCCUGUUUUAAACCAGCCUUUUAUGAGAACAGAAUGGCAGCUUUUAACUGUGUUAACCUGACUGACAUUGCCCGUCAUGUGUUAGAUGCGGAUGACCCAACACUGUGCAGAAUGAGAGAGUACUCUGUACGGUGUCUAGGAAAUUUGGCCACAGAUGCUGGGGUCCAAUGCUCCACUCAAGACCUCACACAAGCAUUGACAGACAGCAUGGGCAUUCUAGAAACCAUACAGAGAAUAGCUGACUGCCGUACAUUUGAAGCCUCUGAUGUAUUUGGCACAUGCCCAGAUAUCACAACAGUGACAGACAACAGUUGUACAGACAAGACAUUUAUCUCAGACAUAGCUGUGGCUGUGUGCUUGCCACAACUUCAACAGUGGUACAUGUACAAUAACACAGAUACAAUGUACAAUAACACUGGAAUGCAGAACAAUAACACUAUGAUGCAGAAUGGAACAAGCCAGAAUGGAACAAUGCAGAAUGCCACCAUACAGAAUGGAACAAGGCAGGAUCGUACCUUUAAUGCCAGCUGCAUUACAUUUGGUGAUUUAAAGUCGUGCACAAUGAAUACCACAAGGCGGUUAUUGCCAAUGAUUGAAGGGGAGAAAACAUCCUGUGCUAUGACUGACAUAGAGGGCGCAUUCGAGGAACACUCGCAACUUAUCUCACAAAAACUGGGACUCAACAUCACCACUUGUCAGGGUGCAUGCUUCCAAAAUCUUCGCGAGAUUGUGCACAACUGCUCCCUUGAUAUAGGUUACUAUAGUAGCUAUGAAAUCCCAUACUGCAGAAAGCAGCAGUACAUGUACCAGUGUGUGGAUGGGGCCUUGUACCGACAGAACAACAUGAAGCCAUGCGGUGCAGAGAACAUAAACUCUGCAAUUAGGGUUGCCACAGGGGGGAAGUUUAAUGGAUGUCCAGACCCCCGUCAAGAGCGGCCAGUUGAUGUUUGUAACAAUGUGACGGAUUUUGCUUCCCUGGCCGUACAGAGCUGUAUGGAACAGUUGCGAUGGCUUGGCAACUCUACAGACCUUUUAACUGAUGCUUGCAACACAACACUGAAGUCAAGGGUUGAGUCCUGCUUUAGGAGUACAGUACCCAAGUUUUCUCCUGCCUCUAAUUGUCUGAAUGACACUUCUCGCCUUAAUGACAAGAUUGUCGAAGCCAUCCUACAGGCUGCAACCAUGCUGAGCAUGUAUGAAACCAAGAUUGUGAUUCCUAUCCGGAAAUGCUAUGAUGAUGGUGAGGAGAAACCUGGGUUUUGUCCGGUGAUGGAUCGUUGUAACAUGCACUAUGGUCCUGACAGUGUAGUUAACAUGUGUACCAAAGACUCCCACUGUUACGAUGGUGACAAGUGCUGUCACGAUGGCUGUAGACUCCGGUGCAUGAAAACAGCCUACGAACAAGCUCUCUUUGAAGUUCGUUUCAAUUUGCCGAACGAGCUGUACGAUAGACAAUUUGAGUUUGAGACAUCUGAGUAUUCAAGCAUGAUUAUACAAAUGUUCGAAAUAUUAGACCUAUAUUCAUUGACCUAUAAUUUCUCCUCUGUUCGUAAAAGUCUAGCUGGGACCACUGACGUAUUCUUUAGUGUGAAAACCUUCCAUUUGCUCACCCUAUUUGACCUUACACGUGCAAUGAAACGUAUCACAGAGAACGACAAUGAAGUUAUCCUGUCUUACGUCCAGAUUCUGUCGGAGAAAACACGCGGACAAUGUCCAGCAUCCAGCAAUGUAUAUCCAUAUGAGACCUUGUGUGACAACGACUAUCACUGUCGAUAUCAAUUCCAAGCAGACGAUUACAAGUGUUGCUAUGACAAUGGAAUGAGAUGCUUGCACACUGAGAAUGAGACGCAGUCCAAAUGUUCCAGCAUGUAUGAUUUGUAUGAGGUAACCAGAGGAUAUUGUCAAGAAGAGCGAAACUUGUUUCUUCAGAACUUGGAACAACACAGCUGGGCUGCAUGCGGGGUAGUACAAAGGUUCACAUCGUGUAUGACAGACAUGCUCAAGAUUGUCUGGCCCGAUUGCGUGAACGCCCCAGACAUGUUCUUGUACGGACUUCACCAAUAUGUGGAUAUCAUCAAAGAGAAGGAGGAUAAAUGGGAACUCCAUGUCAUGGUGGACUUUCAGGCUUGCAGAGAGAACCUGUGUUACAACGAUUCAGCCAUCGUGAACAGCCUGGGAGGGAGGUGUGCAGGAAACGUGUCUGCUUUCAUCAGCUACGGUCAAAUGAACAGCCAAUCUUGCAACGCCCUCCUGAUGACCGCGGACUGUGUGGCCAAUGAUCUGGAGCAGCGCAGCUACAAUCGCUACAGAUGUGAAAGACAAGAGCUGUAUGAAUUCUUGAGUGGUGGAGCCAAAAACUUCACGGGUCAGAGCUGGGUUGACCCUGAGAUCUGUAACUCCCUGGUUUGCUUCACUCCAAACCUUCCAAGAUAUAUACAAGAUGAUUCUCUGUGUGGCAAAGCAGGGAACCGAUACCUGGAUAAUGACAGGCAUAACUGCAGGGACUUUGAGAGCCUCGUGUUCUGUAUAAUGCUGUAUGGGACAGAGCAGGAGACGUGUUUCGCCCAGACGCUGGUUCCCAUGGUAAUGCGGGCGCUGAGUCAUAUCAACUCUACCUUGCGGAACCCAGAACCCAUGUGCUCUGAUGCAUGCAACUUCACAUGGACACCAAUGAGUCAACCAGCUGAGAAUCGGAUCACCAUAAACAUGACUGUUCACCCGCGGAGAAACACAACAGUCGUUUCCACCUUCAUUCCUGCGUUGUCCAGUGGCAUUGACAUGAACUCUGCUGGCAAGUGGAUUGGCAUCGGGGUCAACCCAGAAAAACAGAUGACUGGUACUGAUGCUUUCACUAUAGAAAACAUGGAUGGAAUGACCUUCAAAGUCAAUAACAGAUAUGCAAGCGCUAGGGCCCGGCCUAACAUCGACACUUACAACAACUUCUCUGUAGAUGUCCGUUCUGAUGAAACAGGCACGAAGUUCUCAUUCCAACGUCCAAUCGGAUCGGCUAGUGGAACUCCAAAUGAUCGCCCACUGAAUGGCCCUCUUUUCUUGAUAGUUGCCCAUGGUGAUAGUAGUAACGGUCAAAUUCAGAAACACUCUACCAAAUACACUUCAGAUGAGGCAAUUGACUUCACUUGUCCAACGGCAUAUGAACGUCUAAACCGCCAGCUGCCAAUGGAUGGAAAUAUGUGUAACAACGUGGCAACCAUCCGCUUUAUACUGGAGUUUGAAUGUAUUGAGGACCUUAACUACACCUGGAUGAACGACAGAGACAGAUGCUUGAUGGACAACUAUUUCUUUGGCUGUUUGCUGUCCAAGAUGGCAAAGUUCAACUGCACACCUGGCGAGGUUGCUACCCAGUUUGAGUCCACAGAGGUGCGCACAGGGAUUAUUGGAAUGGAAACUGCGGGCUGUGAACUGGACCUGGAUUCCUGCAACAGGGAAAUGCUAUUGAACAGCUGGGCCCUCAGCGACACAUGUACCACGCCCCUGAUCUCCCUCUGGAGGGUGCCCAACAUUAACGAGGCUAGAAGCGCGGAUGGCAAAAAGAGUCUCAAAUGCAGUGUGUAUGAACAGUUUUAUGGAUGCUACGUGAUCCAUUACGAAUUUUCUUCACCGAACCAGUGUCAAAUAGAAGACUAUACUGAGGUUGCUAUGGAAAUGGUCAGACUGUACCAGAUGAUAAGUGUGUCUCAGAUUCCCAAUUUCACGAUUCCAGCCCAGAAUAUAAACUUUACAGGAUGCCAGUCAGAAAACCUGACGGUUGUGUUGCCUGACCCUUGCGAUGAUGGCAGUGCACUUCUGGACAGAAUGUCUGUUGUAUGUCUAGGGCCUAUCUCCCAGUCCUUCAAGAUGAUGAACUACCCACCUGGAUGCCAUAUGCUACCAUCAGUGAUGGAAUGUAUGGCAUCUUACAACCAUUGCUGGGAUAGGGAAUCUAAAGAAGAGCAGGAUGCUCGCUUUGUGAGGGCCCUCCAGGAGAACCCCUCAUUUGUGGAACAAAUACUAGGCUUUGAUCCGGUCCCUUGUGUGCGACUUGCUGAAUGUCAGUCACAGCUUGAUGAAUCAACCUCCCGUUGGCCCGAAAUGACCUCGUAUGGAAUGGCUCUUCUUGGACUGUCAAACAUGAGUACGAAUGAAACCACGAAGAACCAGAGAUGCGCGUUAUUCAAUGACUACCACAUCAAUUAUGUUGACUGGCUUAAAAAAGAUGUUCCACAAUGUGAGGACAUGGCGGAAUUGUUCCUAGAGAGCAGACUGCCAUCUCUCAAUGCUUACUUCACCAUGAACAACUGGACUCACUGCACAUGGGAUGAGGAUCCAUGUGCUGAAGCUGGCUUUGUUAAAAUGAUGCAGUGUAUAAUGGUGGCUGGGGAUGCUUGUGCGUACCGUGAUUGUGUGGUGAAGAAAGCGCUGCCCCAGUGUGGAACCGAGGGUGUGAUUGAGGCUGUAGAACAGGAAUACAUGCUUCACCGGGGGGAGCAAAUGCCGCAGUGUGACGCAUCCAAUUGUCUGGUUUCCUACAACAACACAGUACAAAUGUGGUAUGCUUACACUGUGAAAUACUACUACAUGUCAGGAUACGGAUCAUUCCUUGCCAAAGAGCAGUAUUGCAUGGUACAAUUAAAGUUUUUCAACGAGAUCAGGAGACAGCUUGAUUCAUCCCUGGCCAUCUGUAGGGACCAAUUGGAUGUCUUUAUGACCAGACUAAAGGAAGAUUGGGACGCUGCAAGCCAGCAGGCUGGCCAUGAACCAUGUGACUUUGACAACAUUGAUCGUUGCCAAGACUAUGAGGCUGUUCUGAUGUUCAACUGUUACAAUAGUAAUGAGAAUGACUCAUGCAGGUUCUGGGAGUGUGUAGAUGACACCUUCAGGUCCAACUUCAGUGGGUGUAGUGUGAGCCAGAAAGACUACCAGGAUAAGGUCAACAUGCUCUUCGACAAAUUAUACACAGCUAGACCAAAGCCCUGUAACACUGUUGAGCCCUGUUCUUCGAGUUACUUUGAGGUUGCCACAACAGAAGCAUGCAAGCCAUUCUAUGAGAAAUACCUAAACCAGAUGGACUGUGGGUCCUAUGAACUUUUCCUGGGCUGUAUAAAUGUUCAGAGCUAUGGCUACCACAACAGAACAUGUGGCAUCAGAAAAAUUCACAUGUACGUCGCUUCCAGAAUCCAUCAACUGACUGGGUUUCUGCCUAGCAUCUGUGGUCAGACGACUCAAAUGAUGACAAUGGAUGGGAAAGUCAAUCUUGAAGUGACUUUGAACUUGCCGGGUUCCAUUCAACUGGCUUUUGAAAUUGACCUUGACCUUGAUACACAGCAAGUUCUGACAAAGAUAGAUGAUCUUCGGGUCAGACGGCAAGCCGAGGGCAUUAGUGACAUCAUAUCAAUCAGAAAUGUUAGUGGAAGGAUAAUUGCUGUGGACAUGUUUUCAAACAGCUCGUUAACAGAAGCUGAUACGAUGUAUGGAGGCUCGAAUGAUGUUCGCAUCAUCGAUAUCAGGAGCGAGAAUGGAAAGACGCAGGUCGUUGUUGAGCGCCCUGCUAAUGCCACAGACAUGUAUGAUCUUGGGUUACAGGGCACUAUGUCUUUAACUCUUGGAUAUGCCCCAAUCGACGGUCCAUACACCCUGCUAGAAGCUUCGCAGAUUGACACAAGCUUUUAUGAUGUAUUUUCUAUGUUGGACAACAAUUUCCCGAUGCAUCCAGAAAAUCUAUGCGAUAACGAGUACAUCUUGUCGGCCAUGUUGGAAACCUUGUGUCUUAUUGAUGAUUAUUAUGAGGAAGGAGCAUCCAAUCAGACCAUGUGUCUUGCGGAAUACCGAAGCGUUGUUUGCCUUGGAGACAAACUGAGUGAUAUGGCUAAAUGUGAUGACAUGACAAUUAGAGAGGUCUUAAAUCGUCCAAGUGUCCGCGAAAGAUUCUUCAACAAAACUGAUCCCAGUUGUGAUAAAGAGUUCCCGUGUGAGAUGUUUAUGUUAGCCCAUGGUGAAUAUAUUGGGCCAGUGUGUUUAGCAAGCAUCAUAACUCUGGUCCACACGCCUGUAGACAAUAUUCUGAAUGUGAACCAGAUCAACAGCUCUCAAACCAUGGCUUGCAAUGUAUGGACCCAGGCUAUGAAAUGUGCCUAUGGAACCAUGAUGGCAACAGACUACAGUUUUACCACGUCCUGCAGUCUCGAGUCCCAGUUUAAACCUGCUCUGGUGGCACUUGCCCACAUGUCCACAGAAAACUCGGAACCAGGACCUGCGCAUGAUGUGGACUACUUUAACCAAUGUGCAUCCAGCCAGGAAAACAUUUUUGACUCCUGUCCAACAAAGGAUGAGUUGUUAUACACCACCGUCGCCGCGUGCGGUCUUGGUGUUCUGUCCAGUGGCGAGCAGUAUCAAUAUCAAUGCAGGUAUUUGAGGGGUUGCACAGAUGCGAUUAAGGGGGCCUACAUGACCUACUGCCCUCAAAUUGACGACCUUGUUGACGCUGGAUGGCAGAACCUUACCUAUGCCAACUACAUCGAGAGUGUGAUUGGCUUUAACCCGUCAUCAUGCGGCGAUGAGCCCAGGAAAUGCGAUGAUGCCUGCCCAGAAAUAUUUAAACCUGUUUGUGCCAUACACAUGGACUCUGAUAUGAUGAUGACAUUCGAUAACCAGUGCUUCUUGGACAUAGCAAAUUGCCAGGAAGGAAACAGAUGGAUGUUUAAAUCUGACCAUGCAUGCGAUUAUAUGGAAUCUAAAUGUAGUGAAGCAAUGUACAUGAAGGUCAUGGAAGAGGAUUGUGAACAAUGGCUCGAGAGAUUUAAAAACACGGACAAUUGCGGGAGUUACGAGGGCCUACUUGGCUGUAUCAACACAAAUAUUCUCACAGAAACGAUGAUGAAAUGUCGGUUCUCAGACAUCAGUAGAAGUUUCAGCAACAUGUGUACAUCAAAACGGGAUUUAUGCCUCAUGCUUGUGACGUAGCAGUAUCGCUCAUCUCUGAAGAUGGUCAGAUAUCAAUGGUUGUUGGAAUACUGCCAAAUGGGGAUGAACAUUUCCAAGUUCGAGCUCCACAGUCUACGUUUUCUUACUCCAACAUAGCAUUGAUAGUGAUGC